Messenger RNA from Monodelphis domestica (gray short-tailed opossum), 7965 nucleotides. RefSeq names its product apolipoprotein B mRNA editing enzyme catalytic polypeptide like 4 (gene APOBEC4). Lineage: Eukaryota; Metazoa; Chordata; Mammalia; Didelphimorphia; Didelphidae. The record is from RefSeq and is a predicted model, not a curated record.
UACUCAUACAUGGAACACUAUUUUGUUUAUGUUUUGUUUCCUGUUUUUUAGCUGUCACAAAAAAAUACUGCUAUGAAUAUUUUAGGAGAUUUGAAUAUACAAAAGCAAAUGGACAGCUUUCUAAUACAUGGACAUAGUAAUUCUCCUUCAGAACCAGAGAUGCUUCUGUUACAAUAUUACCUCUUCUGAUAAGUAUGUAGUUUAUUAGCUAGAGUUUUUCGUAAACAGUUUGCAUAUAGAAUCUCUCCUUGUCAAUGGUGAUUGCUAGCAAAACACAAACCUAGUAAUGGAGCCCUUAUACCAGGAAUACCUAACAAAUCAUGGAACUGUAGUAAAACCUUAUUAUUGGUUGGCCUUGACUCUAGACUGUUCUAAGUGCCCUUAUCACAUCCGGACAGGGGAAGAAGCAAGAGUUACUCAUACUGAAUUUUAUCAGCUCUUUGGAUUCCCUUGUGGGCCUAGUCCUCAAACAAAACAUCUCACAUUUUAUGAAUUAAAAACAUCUUCUGGCAACCUGGUGCAAAAGGGUCAGGCUUCAAGUUGCACAGAGUAUGAUACACACCCAGAAUCUAUGUUAUUUGAGAUGGGUAGUUAUCUUGAGUCACUCAUACAUAACAAUGACAACAGUGGACAGAUCCGUCUUUAUUCUAACUACUGUCCUUGUAAUGAAGCCAACCAUUGCUGCAUCAGCAAAAUGUACAACUUUCUGAUGAGAUAUCCAGACGUCAGCCUCAAUGUAUAUUUCUCUCAGCUUUAUCAUACAGAGACUGACUUCCCUGUUUCAGCAUGGAACCGUGAAGCUUUACGGAGUCUGGCUAGUUUAUGGCCUCGGGUCACUCUGAACCCAAUAAGUGGUGGAAUCUGGCAUUAUCUUCUCUAUCAUUUUGUGAGUGAUGUCUCGGGGGCAAUUCUUUACCAACCCCUUUGGCCUGCAAGAGCACUGGCUGACAGACACAAUGCUUAUGAAAUCAGAGCAAUCACAGGAGUGAAACCAUACUUCAUUGAUGUACUUCCCCAGACAACAGUGAACCCAAACACAAAAGCUCAGCUGGAUUUACAGAAAUUCUCUUUAAGCAAUGUGUUCCCUCAGGAGUCUUCUCAAGUGAUGAACAACCAACUACCACUCAUGAUGAUGACUCCAGAACAGAGGAUGCCUAUAAUUUUUAUGUUAGUGCCUUUUGGAGAGCAACAACCACUCAGUGUAGGUCAAAACCCAUCCAAGCCAAAAAACAUUGUAAGGCACUUAAACAUGCCUCAGAUGUUAUUAAAGGAAACCAAAGACCCCAGAAGACCCCCUGCUGGAAGACUAGUGGAGACUGUGGAAAUCAUAGAACAAUUUUCAGACACUAAAGAAGUAAGAAAGAAAAAAGAAAAAGUAAAAAGUAAACACACAUUUUAAAAAAGAUAAUGCUAACAGACAUUAGAAGGCUUAUGAGACUGUUGGUAUAUGUUUGAUAGCUUUCAUCCCUGGACCAGAUGGAUCUGGACUACCUAGAAAGCAAUCACACUAAAAAGAAACCCAUUACAUUUUUCAUCAUAUCAACAACAAGCAGCCACAGAAUUUUUUUUAACAAUGCUUGAUAUUUUUCUACUAAACUUGACCCCUUCCAAUGGUAGCAUCAAAGUGGAACUAUAAAUCACUCCCCAAUAGCUUCAAAGUAAUAUUGUUUUUCUAGUCAGCCCACAUCAUCAUUGAGCAUUUAAAAAAAAAGAAAAAAAAUUUAAGUGAGCUAAAGUGAGUCCAAAAAUUAGUUUCAGUACAAAGAUUUAUUUUGAAAUUGGAAACCUGCCUGAAGUAACUGACAUUAAGUGCUGUUUGCAGUAGCAAACCAGUGAUUUUCCAUUCAUCGUUUAUUGUCAGCAGAUAGACUUUAAGCAGCCUACUUUCUUUAAAGUGAUUCAAAAUAAUUAUGAACAAAGAGAAGCCAUUCGACUAAAUGAUUUAAUGCAUCCAUGGAAAUAGAUUGCUAAGUUCAAUCACCCACUCAUGAUGGAUGACUCUUACCUACCCAGGUUUCUCUUCAUGAAAUUAAGUUACUGGUUAGAUAUCUAGGUGAAUGGGGCAUUCAGCCCUGUGGAAUGAAGUAACUGUUAGCUAAAAUACAAAAUCUACAUUUCUUUAUUUGACUUUCAAAGUUUCUCUCCACUCCCUUGUUUCAUGGCAGUAUGUUUUAAUUUCCCCCAAUUGGCUCAUAAGUUUCUAAAGGAUAUAGACUAUGUGGUACCUUAAAACAAAACAAAACAAAACAAAACAAAACAAUUCCCUUUGAACCUAACACAGUGCAAUGCUUAUGUUUGGUGGUAGCUGAAUCUUACUAACCUCAUUAUUUAUUACUCUUGGCAUAAAGCUUAUGCCAGCCAUUGUCUUCCCAUGUCUGACUUCUGACUUGGGCCUACCAUUUCCCUAAAUAGAAGGAUCUUGAUACCUAUCUCCUUCUUCUCCAUCAAUCUACAUCCUUUACUUCUUCCAAAAUAUGUCUUAAAACAUUCCACUUCUUGAUUAACCUGUUCAUAUCUGUAUUUAGACCCUUUUUUAUGCCAUAUUGAUUUAUUACUCACUUGUAUGUUGUCUUCUAAAUGACAGUAAGUCUUUUCAAGUAUGUAUAUUCCCAACUAGAAGUAGAGGGUAAGGAUCCAUUUAAAAAAAAUCUUCCUGUAGUUCUCAGAACAUAAUGUAUAUUCAGUGAAUGUCAAUGACUGGUUCAAGGACUGACCAGGGCUGGAAGGUUUUAUUCUCUAGUAGCAUAACAAUGGUGAUGCAUAACUCAUGCACAUAAAAAGAGGGAAGGUGUAUAUGGAUAUUGUUAUAUUGUCUCAAUUAAGCACCCCUAUCAAUCAUGAAUGUCCAAACAUACACAGUGAUUUAAAAAAUCACUAAGGGGCAACUAGGUGGCUCAGGGAAUUAAGAGCCAGACCUGGAGUCAGAAGGUCCUGGGUUCAAACCUGACCUCAGACACUUCCUGGCUAUGUGACCCUGGGCAAAUCACUUAACUCCCAUUGCCUAGCCCUUACUAUUCUUCUGCCUUAGAACCAAUACACAAUAUUAAUUCCAAGAUGGAAGGUAAGGGUUUAAAAAAAAUCAACAAGUAAUUUGGUUAGCCCUAUGACUCCAGUCGAUUUGCCCAGGUCACAAUCCUGGAAAGUCUCUGGGCUGCUGAAGACAGUUUCAGAACUGUAAAAAUGGAAACUUGAAUCCAGGACUUCAAUCCCCAGAAGUCCUUGCUCCACUUCCCCAGAAUGCUUUGUAAUAUCACUGAAUUCUCACCUGGGCCAAGAUCGAGAUGGGGUAUUUAACCUGAUUGGAAAGGGUUUUGGCUCUUUUCUUUCCUGUUUCCGCUUGCAAGCAGACACGUCUCAUGAUGUGAGUGAAAUUGAAUUGGGCCUCUUGGCCCACCUGGCACAUGCCUUUCUUACUGGCUGCAUCUACACUGAAGGACCGAAAGGCAUGGAAUAUGAUAUUCUGGAAAGCAAGGGAACUAGAUCUAUAACCAAAAAUUAACUACCCAGAAAAACUGACUAUAUUCUUACAGGGAAAAGUAUGGUCAUUUAAUAAAAUAGAAGAAUUCCACGCAUUCAUAAAGACCAGAGCUGAACAGAAAAUUUGAUCCCAAACACAGAACUCAAGAGAAUCAUCAAAAGGUAAUUAAGAAAGGGGGAAAAAACAAAAACAAAACAGAACAAAAACUUUUUUUAAGAGACCUAAUAAGUUAAAAUGAUAUGUAUCCCUGUAAGAAAAGAGGUCAUUGGUAACUCUUAAAAAUUGUUAUUAUCACCUGGGUAGCUGGAAGAAUUAUACUUAGCGGGAACAGCAACAAACUGUAUAGGAUGAAAUGCCAAGACAUAAAUAUAUAUAUAGAUAUAUGUAUACAUAAAUUUAUAUAUGUAUGUAUGUGUAUGACAUGGGCACUGUACCCCAGAAACCCAGGCCAACUAUUACCUGGAAAACUCCGUUGCCCUUGCAUCCUUGUGAAUCUUAACCUAGAAACACCCAAUGACCCCACCCAGGGUCCUGAGAUGUUUACCCUCUUUUGUCCUCUAGAUUUAAGGUGGACAAAGAAAUGAAUCUUUAGGCCUCCAGGCAGACCCCAGUCAGAUGACCACCUCACCCCACCAAAUGCCUAAGGGACUAACACUCUCCAAGUCCACACCAGGACAUAGCAUCUAAAGAGUAUAUAAACCCCAGAACUGAUGCUGUCUGGGGGACAGCCUCUCCAUCUGUGCUGUCCCCAUGGAGGAACAGCCUUUCCUUUCAUGCUGUCCUCCCAGGGAACUAAUUCCCAUCUUGCUGUUCUACCUUGCUAUCCUCCUGGCCACUCUCAACAUUACUUUCUAAAUUAAUAAAUCUCUUUUUGUUUUUAAGCUAAGUUUGGAAUCAUUGCAUGCUUGCAAAAGGUAUCCUUCCCGAACCCAAAAGGGUAUCCUUCCAUGCCCAUAACGUGUAUAUAUAUAUAACUAGAGUUUUAAGAAGAGGUUAAUAAUAAGAGAAAUGGGAAAAGAAACAAAAUGGGGUAAAUUUAUAUGUCACAAAGAAGCAUAUAGCGGCAGGGGGAGAGAACAUCAAUACACUGGAAGUGUAAAGAAGUUGGAGAUAGGAAAUAUUCAAUUCUUAUCUGCAUUGAAAUUGACUCAAGGCAGAACAAUCAAAUACAUUGGGCCAGAAUUGAAUUGUGCCCUAUAGGGAAGUAGAAGGGUAACAAACAGACUGGAGGGAAGCAAUACAAAGGAGGGCCUCCAGUAGGGGGAUAUUUUUAAAAGACUGUAAAGAAAAUAAGAGAGGAAUAAGAGGGGAAGGGGGUAGAAAGGAAAGUAAAAUAAGGGUGGGAAUUAGGGGAAUUGAUUAAAAACAAAUUGAAUUGGUCUCUCAGAGUGGAGAUUAAGUGAUGGAGGUGAGCAAUGAGUAGUGAUAGAAGACACUGAUGUUCUGAAAUAUGUAUUUCUAUAUUCUCACUAGUCAGCAUUAGUCAAGCACCUUCUACUCAAUUCUGGACCUCGAUUUCUAAUAACGUUUUAAUAUCUCCAUUAUAUGUAUUCCUGCUAUAAUAAUAUACAUUUGAUUUAUCUAAGAAUCAUUUCUUAAUCUCUCAAUUUUAUUACUAUGCAUUUAUAUUUUACCACAAUUUUGAUAUACUGGUAUAUAGUAAAAAUUAGUUACGAUUUUAAAAUUGAUAAGUUUAAAUAUGUUUUUAAAAAGUACACUUAAAUCAGGUAUAAUACUUUGGCAAAAUUAUUUCCCACCACCAUUUCCUCAAUGUUUUCUCAUUUAUAAAUUAAGAAAUAAUAUACAUUUUUAAAACAAUAAAUUAUUUUUCAAAUGUAAUUGGCACUAUUUUUCUUGAAAACAAUUAAAGAGGGGGCAGUGGGGUAGCUUAGUAGAUUGAGAGCCAGGCCUAGAGAUGGGAGGUCCUAGGUUCAAAUCUGGCCUCAGACACUUCCCAGCUGUGUGACCCUGGGCAAGUCACUUGACCCCCAUUGCCUAGCCCUUACCACUCUUCUGCCUUGGAACCAAUACACAGUAUUGACUCCAAGAUGGAAGGUAAGGGUUAAAAAAAAAAGAAAAGAAGAACAAAAAACAAUCAUUGUUAGUGGGUAAGUGAGAAGUUUCUAUUUAGUUUUAUUAAAGUUAUCAAGUUAAAAUGAGAUGGAAAUUUUGAAUAAUUAAAUUAAGAUAUUUCAUGUGCUAUCCAAAUAGCAAGUACUCUGAGGUGUGAAGUUCUAAUUCAAACAAUUACAGCCAUAUAAGAAAAGUGGCACAGCGGAGAGAGUACUGGAAAGGCCUAAGGUUUAAUCUAACCUCACACACUUACUAGCUGUGUGACCCUGCACAAGUCAUUUAACCCUGUUUGCCUCAGUUCCCUCAUGUGUAAAAUGAGCUGAAGAAGGAAAUGACAAACCAAAUCUACUAUCUUUGCCAAGAAAUGGGGUCACAAUUGAUCCAACCAUUCUGGAUGACAAUUUGGAACUAUGCCCACAGGGCUUUAAAAGACUGCCUGCCCUUUGAUCCAGUCAUAAUGUAGCAUUCCAAGCAUAUUCACAUCUAAGAAAUAUAAUUGAUGUAUGGAUAUUGUGUCUUCAGAUACAAGGUUUGAACUCUGAUAUUUGUGGGGGGACUCUUGACCUACCCAUGCUGCCUUUGUUCAAGGCAAACUCAUUAACAUUUUGUGCAGAGUCAAAUUCCUUUGUAAAAGCAAGGUUGAAGUCAACAGGCUCCAAUCUGAAUUAUCUAUGCUUUGUAAUGUGGUCAUUGAUCCUGGCAAUCCUCAUUAAAUCCUGGGGUGAAGGCAUGAUUCCUCCUCUUGUUCCUGCAACCUUGAAGUUCUCACUAAUGUCUUUCUCUUUCCUAAAGUCUCUCUUGGCCACAUACAUGCUUUCUAUCUCGGAAUUCUUACUUCCACACGUCUGCAAACUUCUCACAUUUUCCUUUAAUUAUCCUUCCAAGGAAAAUGUCAUAGGGAUUCACGCCUGCCCUAUCAAAAAUAUUGACUUGUCUGUGUACCUUCAUUCUUCACCCAUUUUCUCAGACUCCUUGCUCCUUCUCGAGCCCCAACCUACAAAGGAAAAUUCUUUUCAUAACAGCGGCUGGCCAGCAGGUUAUACAUAACACUGCUGGAUUAAUACCCCAAAGAGAGAAUAAGGGGAAAAGCCUUAUACAAAAAUAUUUAUAGCUGCACUGUUUGUGGUGGUAAAAAAUUGGAAAAAGAGGGGAUGCUCUUCCAUUGGGGAAUGGCUGAACAAAUUGUGGUAUCUGUUGUGCUAAAGGGAAUAAUAAAGUGGAGGAAUUCCAUGGGACCUGGAACAACCUACAAGAACUGAUGCAGAGCGAAAGGAGCAGAACCAGGAGAACAUUAUACACAGAGAUUGAUAUAUUGAGGCACAAUCAAAUGUAACGGACAUCUCAACUAGCAGCAAUGCAAUGAUCCAGGAUAAUUCUGAGGGACUUAUGAGAAAGAACACUAUCCACAUCCAGAGAAAGAACUGUGGGAGUAGAAACACAGAAGAAAAACAAUCAUGUGGUUUGAUGGGGAUAUGAUUGGGGAUAUAGACUCUAAAAUGAUCAUCCUAGUGCAAAUAUGAAUACUAUGGAAAUAGGUCUUGAUCAAUGACACAUGUAAAACCCAGUGGAAUUGCUUCUUGGCUAUGGGAAGGGUUGGGAGGAGGGGAGGGAAAGAACAUGACUCAUGUAACCAUGGAAAUUUUUCUUAAUCAAUUAAAUAAAAUUUUUAAAAAUGUCACAAAGACUGAACAACAAAAAGAAACGGAGAAGCAACAUGGCAGAGUAGAUAUAAGACUGGUCUGGAAUCAGGAAAAUCUUGUUUUAAGUACUGUUUUUGACACAUGCAAAAUCGUAUGACCAUAACACCAGCACUUAACCUCUCAGUUCUGGAGGCAAUUUCACUAAGAUAAUGAGAAAGGAAAAGUUGCUGAUCUGCAUUGGUAAAGGGAAUUUCAUACCAGGAAUUCCCCACAUCAAUGUUCAGAUAAAAAAAAAAAGCAUUUGUUACCCUAAAUUUAAAGCUUCUAGAAAACUAAAGAGUUUCUAGUAGAGAAUUUGCUGAUAAACAAAGUGAUUAUAUCUUCUUCAAGCUACUUUGAGACCACAACUAUGGGAGUUUAUAGUAGGGUAUUUACUAAUAAAUAAGCAGUGAUUGUGUCUAAUAAAUGAGUUGGAGUUCUACAACUGGUAUUAAUACUUACACUUCCAAGCUGUGAUUUUACUCCUGUGGAUAUAAGCAACCUCUACCAAGAGAGACAAUAAAAUCUUUUGUAUUUUGAACUUAGUAGAUAGUCUUUUAGAGUUUGCAACUGGCCAAAAUACUCAUCAUUCCAGAGCCAACUAGUCCCUCCAAACUUAUCUAGGAUUAAUCUCAGCUGACAAACAUGUAAAUCAUAAUCAUGCUCAUAUGCAAUUUUCCAGCCUUAAUGGCCUUGAAAAAGCUUUAAUUCCAUUGGCAUUCUCUUUAAAAACAU